Molecule: messenger RNA, 1567 nt
Organism: Galleria mellonella (greater wax moth)
Lineage: Eukaryota; Metazoa; Arthropoda; Insecta; Lepidoptera; Pyralidae
Exons: 3
Coding region: 94-1323 (409 amino acids)
Source: RefSeq, a predicted model, not a curated record
AUCAGCACAACGCCGCUGCCGGGUCAUUGGAGCGAUAGUACAGCUCAGUCGCUCCUCGGCUUCCCAGUGACACUGUUCCCGUGAGCGAGCAUCAUGGACUUCGUACUACGUGUUGUUUUAAUUGUGUUUUGUUUUAAAUACGCCGCAUUUGCUGACUCGCCAUGUGUCAUCGAGCUGGAGUGCGCCGAGUGCAUCCCGGACAACAUGCCGCUGGUGACGUCACACCGCGCCGCCAACGGCACGAUCGUAGUGGAGGCGGGCGACGAGCUGAUGCUGGUGUGCAGCGGCGGCAAGUUCCUCGCGUACCCGCUGCGGGACACGCUGGCCGCCGUGUGCGAGCGCGGCCGCUACCGGGUGCGGCACGACGGCGCCCUCAGGCACCUCAUAGAGCUCGGCUGCCAGGAGAACGUGUUUGAAGACGUCUUGCACGAGGUGGCGGACUGUGCGCCCCCGCUGCAAGGCCGCGCGUACCAGACGCAGGCGGGCGGCGGCGUGCGCCACCUGGCGGCGCUGUGCUUCGACGCCGACCGCGGGCUGGCGCGGCUCGCGCGCCUCGCGGCCGGCGGCGCGCCGCCGCUGCCGCCGCACACACACCGCGCCGCGCCGCUCACGCUGCUCGGCAACUUCAACCACAUGUUCGACGCGAAGAACCGCCACGACGCCGCCAUGCUGUACUCGGACGACGCGCGCAUGAACCGCCGCCUGCGCGAGCUGCUGCGCCACGACCGCCACUCGUUCGCCGACCAGGCGCUCACCGCCGCGAGGCUGCUCGGCUCGCACUACUUCGACGACCAGAACAUGCGCGUCGCGGACUUCGUGUCCAACAGGGUGGCCGUGUGGCGCAGCGUGGCGCUCGGCAACCUGCGGCACGUGCAGCGCGACGUGGCGCGCGCGCUGCACGCGCCGGCCGCGCCCGCCACGCUCGCGCUGCUGGCGGGCACGCGCGGCGUGGCCAAGCUGCGGGCCGGCCGCGACCGCACCGCCCUCUACCUGAAGGCGGGCGAGCGGUUCCCGGUGCCCGAGUACAUCUGGACGCUGGUCGUCGACACCCGCCGGAGGAAGGCGCUGGCCGUAGUCGUGCUCAACGACCCGUUCGUGGCCGUCAGCGAGAUCAGGAACGCGGUGUUCUGCGAGAGCGCGUGCUCCAGCGUCGGCUGGCUCCACGACCUGAAGAGGAACCGCAACUACGAGACCCCCGUGUACGGGCUCGCGUUUUGUUGCAGCCUCCAAAAUUUCACUAAAGUGGUCACGGAUCUACCCCGAGAUAUUUUAAAAGAUUUGCCAAAUAUUGGUAUGCUGACUGAUUUAGCCAGUGACGAGUAAUAGCUGAAUACAUAAUUUUCAAUGGACUAAUAAAUACUUGUACAGACCCAGAUAUUGUGCGCUCAUUGAUUUAGUGAUGAUCAAGAAUGAGAAGACGGACUUCGAAACUAAUUGUGUGAACUUUGAUCAAUUUAUUCAUUGAUGUAAUUGUUAUACUUAAUUUAGGUGUACAAGCAUAAUAGAUUGUUUUUAGUUUGUAGCAUGUAAUUAGGUAAUUAACAUGAAAUAAAGUUUUAUAAACACA